GAUUUGCGUGAAACAGCCACCGAGAGGUCUCUUUUCCGUAAAAGUGUUGCAAAGAAGAUGGUGCAACGACUAACUUUCAGGCGCCGCCUGUCUUACAACACCACCUCCAAUAGGAGAAAGAUCUCCAAAACACCUGGUGGUCGAUUGGUUUACCUGUACACCAAGAAACCAGGUAGCUUGGCGAAAUGCGGUGAUUGCAAGAUAAAACUGAAAGGCGUCGUCCCGGCACGGCCCAAGGAGCUGAAGUCCCUGUCCCGGCGGCACAAGAUGGUGUCACGGACGUACGGCGGAUCCCGCUGCGCCACGUGCGUGAGAACCAGGAUCGUGCGUGCUUUCCUUAUUGAAGAACAGAAGAUCGUUGUAAAGGUACUGAAGGCACAAGCAAAAGCGGCCAAAAAGUGAAAUUAAUGUACAGGCAUACGAGUAAAUAAAUAUUAAAAAACUGAA
Molecule: messenger RNA, 447 nt
Organism: Priapulus caudatus
Lineage: Eukaryota; Metazoa; Priapulida; Priapulimorpha; Priapulimorphida; Priapulidae
Product: 60S ribosomal protein L34-like
Exons: 5
Coding region: 58-402 (114 amino acids)
Biological process (GO): translation
Cellular component (GO): ribosome
Molecular function (GO): structural constituent of ribosome
Source: RefSeq, a predicted model, not a curated record